AUGCAGGCAGGCAAGGGAGUUGUGCGGCCAGGAACAGCCCCUGGGUCUUCUGGUCACAGCGAGAGCAGAGGUCAGGACCAGGGCACAGAACGAAACCAAUCAGCUCGGCAGGGCAACGUGAAGACAUGGGAGCUGUCUGACUUUGACAUCGGCAAGCCUCUGGGGCGAGGAAAGUUUGGAAACGUCUACCUUGCAAGGGAAAAGAAGACUCAGUUCAUCGUGGCGCUCAAAGUUCUGUUCAAAUCCCAGCUGGCGAAGGCUGGAGUUGAGCACCAGCUGAGAAGAGAGAUUGAGAUUCAGUCGCACUUGCGACACACUAACAUCCUCCGGCUCUACGGCUACUUCUACGACCAGAGCCGCGUCUACCUCAUCCUCGAGUUUGCAGCAAGAGGGGAGCUAUACAAGGAGCUGCAGAAGAUGAAACGUUUCCCGGAGGAGCGAGCAGCUUACUACAUCGGAUCUCUUGCGGCCUCCCUCGCCUACUGCCAUGAGAAAAAUGUGAUCCACAGAGACAUCAAGCCCGAGAACCUCCUGGUGGACAGCAAGGGUGAGGUGAAGAUCGCUGACUUUGGCUGGUCCGUACAUGCUCCCUCUUCCAAGCGCCACACCCUCUGCGGCACGUUGGACUAUCUUCCUCCUGAGAUGGUUGAGGGCCAGGCUCAUGACAAAAAUGUCGACAUCUGGUCACUUGGUGUCCUCUGCUAUGAAUUCCUUGUCGGAAACCCUCCCUUCGAGGCUCAGGGUCACUCCGAGACAUACCGCAGGAUCGCAAAGGUUGACUUGAAGUUUCCCUCCUACGUGUCUGCUGGCGCUAAGGAUCUCAUCUCGAAGCUCCUCGUCAAAGACCCGAAGGCUCGACUUAGCCUCAAGCAGGUCAUGCAGCAUCCUUGGAUCAAGCUGGGUGACGCUUACAAGGCUCAGCUGGACCGGGAGAACGAGGGAAGGUUCGCAAACCUCCACCUGUAG
This is a messenger RNA of Guillardia theta CCMP2712, 966 nucleotides long. RefSeq lists its product as hypothetical. The record is from RefSeq and is a predicted model, not a curated record. NCBI's taxonomy places the organism in Eukaryota, Cryptophyceae, Pyrenomonadales, Geminigeraceae. Bases 1 to 966 code for a protein of 321 amino acids. Gene Ontology annotation, cellular component: chromosome passenger complex; spindle pole centrosome; spindle microtubule. Gene Ontology annotation, biological process: regulation of cytokinesis; protein phosphorylation; mitotic spindle organization. Gene Ontology annotation, molecular function: ATP binding; protein kinase activity. The transcript is spliced from 6 exons.